AUGCUCCAAAUUCGGCUUAGGAGGGAUUCUCCGACUGAGACUGGAGGUGGAGCGAGACCUUCUCCGACUGAAACUGUGACGGUAGCCUGUCCCGACCAUCUCGUCCUCGCCGAUCUCCCUGUCGCCAAAGGGAUUGGUUCUGUGACUCCCACCACCGUAAUCAAGCCCGUCGGUCGCCGUUCCCGACGCCAGCUAGGCGAGAGAGUUCACUUCUGCGUCCGUUGCGAUUUUCCGAUAGCCAUCUAUGGCCGUCUGAUUCCUUGCGAUCACGCCUUUUGCCUCGAAUGUGCUCGUAGUGAUUCCAUCUGCUAUCUAUGUGAUGAGCGGAUUCAAAAGAUACAGACAAUCAAGAUGAUGGAAGGAAUCUUCAUCUGUGCAGCUCCACAUUGUCUCAGGUCAUUCCUGAAGAAACCUGACUUUGAAGCCCAUGUCCAUGAGCUCCACGGCAGCCUUCUACAAGCCGAUGCAGAUAAAGACGACGGCAACGAGUCAGAUGUUCAGAGCACAAAGCAGCAAUCUUCAGCUUCAGAGUCCACACUGCGAGGUCCCUUACGAUCCCAGUCCCGUGAACAACUGCCAUUACUACACAGGUCAGCGUCUUUGUCAAAGCCACAAUCUGGAUAUGGUCAGGGUCAAGUCCAGAAUUAUCCCGCAGAUGGCGAUAACUCUCGCCCUCCAGGAUUCGAAACCGCUAGUCCUAAACCGGGAAUCCGGUUCCCAGACUACCCGCCUAUGAAUCUUAUGCAACCGCCCAGCUUGCCCAUUCCAAUGAAUCAGAAUCAAGGUUUGCCUCAGCAGUUUGGUUUCCCGUCUUAUCCAACAACCACCGACGGGUCAUCUCAGCAAUUCUACAACGGUGCACCUUAUGAGAUGGCAAGACCAGAAGGGAGCGGCUCAGAACAACAAGGCUCGCUGCUCGGGUAUCCGCCUUCGCCAAUGGUGAAUAUGAGCUUCCAAGGAUCGUAUCCUCCUCAGUCGUGGAAUCCCGGAAUGGCACCGCCUCAUACUACGGCCCAGCAGCCUAACCGGGGUAGAGACGGUCAGGGUUUUGGGUGGCAGCAAGAGAACCGUGAUGGCUUUGGGCAGGAGUAA
This is a messenger RNA of Microthlaspi erraticum, 1092 nucleotides long. The record is from the annotation of a GenBank genome assembly. Lineage: Eukaryota; Viridiplantae; Streptophyta; Magnoliopsida; Brassicales; Brassicaceae.